This is a messenger RNA of Osmerus eperlanus (European smelt), 2580 nucleotides long. RefSeq names its product transmembrane protein 151Bb (gene tmem151bb). The coding region runs from base 412 to 1899 and encodes 495 amino acids. Lineage: Eukaryota; Metazoa; Chordata; Actinopteri; Osmeriformes; Osmeridae. The record is from RefSeq and is a predicted model, not a curated record. The transcript is spliced from 2 exons.
CGAAUGUCGAAUAUGGAACCAACUUUACAUCGGUGCUGAACCGACACACCGAUGGAACCGCAAGGUCACCCUUUACUCAAGUCAUGGGAUCAGACAAAUAAGAAUUAAAUUCCCACAAUAUACCGGGACAAAUGCAACUGUAUUUCGUGCCAUGCUUUCUCUUUAUUUUUUAUUGAUUGAUAUAGCCUAUAAUCCGUGCUCAUUAGGCCAUUAUGAGUGUUUGCAUUUCUUAAUUCAGUGUCUGCAAUUUUUUUACAGAUUAGCUUGCUUGAAAACAACCUCCGUAGGUCUUUUUUUAUCCUACGAGAUGAUCUAAAGACUAGGUAGAUGUAGCCUUUUCGCGCUGCAUCAUUAGAACAAGAUAGGCAAGCCUUGGAGCGGUAUUCACACCCUUUUAUUUUCGAUGCCACCAUGUCCCCUCCAGCAUCGGCUGCAACAGCGAGUGAGAGCAGUACAACCACGGUUUUCGAGGAGGACAUCAGAGAAGAGCAAAGGCCUCUGAAGCAGUCCCUGAGCAAAGCUCUGUGCCGGGAGAGCUUCUGGAAAUGCCUGGUGCUCUCUGUGCUCAUGUACAGCUGCAUAGGGGCCAUGGUAUGGUGUCAUGUCACCAAGGUAACCCGACUCACCUUCGACAGUGCCUUCAAAGGGAUGUCCAUGAUGUACCAUGAUAGCCCUUGCUCUGAUGGCUACAUCUAUAUCCCUCUGGCUUUAUUGGGCAUGCUCUACAUUGUAUACCUGGUGGAGUGCUGGCACUACCAUGCUAAGAACGAGCUGCAGCACAAAGUGGAUGUGGAGGGCAUUUAUGAGCGUGUGCAAAGGAUGCAACAGUCCAAACCCUGUAUAUGGUGGAAGGCCAUCAGCUACCACUAUGUCCGCCGAACACGGCAGGUCACACGUUACCGUAAUGGGGAUGCCUACACAAGCACUCAGGUCUACCAUGAAAGGGUUAACACCCAUGUUGCGGAGGCAGAAUUUGAGUACAGCCACUGUGGAGUGAAGGAUGUUUCGAAACAGUUGCUCGGCCUUGAGAAGUCUGCACUCACUAAGUUGAGGUUCACCAAGUGCUUCAGUUUUGCAAACGUCGAGUCUGAAAACUCUUACCUCACCCAAAGAGCAAGGUUCUUCACUGAUAAUGAGGGCCUGGACGACUACAUGGAAGCACGGGAGGGAAUGCACCUGAAAAACAUUGACCUGAAGGAGUAUGUCAUUGUGUUGUCUGACCCUGAUCACAACCCCUGGUAUCUGUCCCAUUAUGUAUUCUGGCUAGCAUCCUUCCUCACUCUCUCUUGGCCUCUGAGGGUAUUCACUGAGUGCCGCACGGCAUACGUCCAUUUCCGCGUGGAGAAGCUCUUCGGCGCGGACUACAUCCCAGUGACCCCUUGCGAUGAACGACCAUACUGCCGCCGCAUCCCCCGGGUCAACACCAUCGACAGCACGGAGCUGGAGUGGCACAUUCGCUCCAACCAGCAGCUGGUGCCAAGCUACUCUGAGGCCGGUCUUAUGGACCUGGCCCAGUGCUCUACCGGCUUCGCCGGCUUCCGACAGAACUGCGAGCGGUGCCACCGGGCCAUCAGCUGCUCCUCUGUGUUCUCCAGGAGCGCCCUCAGCAUCUGCACGGGGGCCAGCGCACGCAUGCCCUUCAGCUCCAGCCGCUUCUCCCUGGCGCGGCGUCACAGCUCCCGCCGCAGCUGCUUCUGGAGGAGCGGCAGCCUGGAUGACCAGGAGAGCCCGAGCGAGAACACACGUUGCUUGUCCGAUCGACAGGCCACUGAGAGCGAGGACCCACCUGACUAUCAGGAUGCCUUGUGCUUUCCCGUGCUAAUUGUCCAUUGCAGCGAGAACUGUCACAGCCACAGGUCCUUCCAUAGGAAUGGCACCUGCGUUGAGACUUCCUUAUGACCUAUAGAAGGCGAAAUGUGUUAAAGUCUAUAAAGGCAAAUAUGCUUAGUUGAAAACCACCAAAAACAAUUCAUAAGAUCCUUUGGUUUACAUUCUAUCUAUGUAUUGUCAAUAACAGAUACAAUGAAAGUAUUAUUCAAGUCUCUGUGGACUAAAUACAUAUGUGAAUGGAAUACUUCCAUUGAAGAUGCAUACUAGCUGACAUCCACACUUAUCCAAGUGUCCAUAUCUACCAUCAGUGGACUGGCAGUACUGUUAUUACAUGUAUAUAAAUUACAGUCUCUGUAAAACCAUUUUUUAAAUAUAUAGAUGACACAGGAAUGCAACUAUUCCCCAUUCACCAAAUGAUGAGCUAAACAUUAGAUUCGGAGUUCAAUGAUGAAAUCAGUGAUUAGCACAAGCCAGACAAACAUUUUACAAAUGUUUCUUAUACACACAUUUAAUUAACAAACAUAUAUAUGUACCAACUAUGUUUUAUUGACCUUUAAAGGAACACUAGGAUUAGAAACAGCGCCCCAAUUGUUGUCUGAACUCCCACUCUUUCCUGCAGUUCGAGUCUGAUUGAUCCAACAUAAGUCAAGGUGGAAGACAUACCUCACCAAAUACGAUUGGUUUGAUCAGGAUUGCUGGAAAAUAACUGGCUGGACCAAACUGUAUCCUCCAAAAAUCAUAAAUUGAAAU